Messenger RNA from Thamnophis sirtalis, 1416 nucleotides. Lineage: Eukaryota; Metazoa; Chordata; Lepidosauria; Squamata; Natricidae. The record is from RefSeq and is a predicted model, not a curated record.
GAAUCUGGUUUAAUAUUUUGAGUGGCAUCGGAAAGUUUUCAGUCAUAAUUAAUGCCUUUGUGAUUGCAGUAACUUCGGAUUUUAUUCCACGCCUUGUCUACCAAUAUGUGUACAGUCACAACGGGACCAUGCACGGCUUCAUCAAUCACACCCUGUCAUACUUCAACGUCAGCGACUUUAAGCCUGGAACCCAGCCAGAAAACUCACCAUUUGAAGAGGAGGUUUCAUUCUGCAGGUUUAAGGAUUACAGAGAACCUCCGUGGGCAGAAAGCUCAUAUGAAUUCUCUAAGCAGUAUUGGUCUGUUCUGUCUGCCCGCCUGGCAUUCGUCAUUAUCUUUCAGAACCUGGUGAUGUUCCUCAGCGUGCUUGUGGACUGGCUGAUCCCAGACAUCCCCAAGGACAUCAGCGAGCAGAUCAAGAAGGAGAAGAGCGUGCUGGUGGAUUUCUUUCUGAGGGAAGAGCAUGAGAAACUGAAGCUGAUAGAAAACUUUAUCUCCCGGGACAAACAAAGGAGUUGGAGUGAGAAGAAAAGGAAGAGGAGUCGGGCGGCCAGUUUCACCCAGUUCUACCGAAGCCGCCGUGGAAGCUUUACGUCUCUUAGUUCAAGACACAGCGAUGUAUGAGCCAUAUCUGAACCACUCGGAACCUUCCUGAAUACCCAUUGGGUUCCUCCGAGGAACGGCGAGAGCUGUAGUAACACAAAGGGAGUUCAGGGGUCUUCCCUGCUCACCCGUGGAAGUGGUGUCAAGGCACUUAGUAGAGCUAUGCCCUAAGACAAAAAAAAACACUGUCCUUAGGAAUGAAAUCUCAUACUUGUGUACCUGUCACACGAUCUCACCUUGGUGGCUGGGCGGAAGAGACCCGAUAGAGAUCUAGAAAAGCAGGUGUGGUUUUUCAGCACCUUCUCUAGGUUACAAACAUCAUGCUUUUAAUCACUUUAAGCCCCCACGCCGUAAAGACUUACCCGUUUGGUUGGGAACGCUGAUGUCGGGGGUGGUGGUGGGGGGUCUCUCAUUUCCGCGGUUCUAAAUCACUCUAGGUUCCUAAAUGUUCGGCUAAAGUCGUAACGUAGACGUGGGAGCCAACUCCCCAAGCUUGGCUGCCUUUGGCAGGAUUGCUGUUAUAAAAUUCACUUGGGGAUCUCCUGCUUGCCCUCUCUCUCUCGGAUGGAACCAGGGGUGAGAUUCAACCCGUUUGAACCAGUUCGAGCGAACCGGUAUCUCCGGCUAUUGGCUGGGAGCGAACAGGUUCACACCGACUUUCAGCUGGGCCUGCCUACCCACCCCUGCACUAUACUCACUUAUGUUCCCUUUUCUGACGCCCAGCUGACAGCCGCGGCCAAGUGGAUUUGCUGCGCCUCAGCUGUUUUCCUCCCCAGUAGUAAUGCGGAAGGUGAUUUCUCUGUAAACUGUGCAU